AUGCCUCCUCCAUAUCAUAUAGAAGACUGGCAGGCGGCCGCGGCGGAAGCACGCGAACGACUCUUCAACUCCAUUCCCAAGGAAUGGCUCCUUCCCGAAGCCCUGCGGAAGCGAGCGUCACGACAGGAGCUCUGCCCAAACGACCCGGAAGUCGUCAACUGCGGCAUCCUCACGCCGUUGGAGCGGGAAAUCACAGAGAUCAGGGACGCUGCUACACUGUGGCAGUGCCUGGUGGAUCGGAAGUACAGCGCCGUCCAGGUGACGAAAGCAUUUGGCAAGCGGGCGGCUAUAGCACAACAGUGCACUGCAUGCUUGACGGAAUUUCCAAUCAAAGAGGCGCUGGCGCGUGCGAAAGAGCUAGACCGGCACCUGGAAGAGCAUGACGGGGAGCCCGUGGGUGUGUUGCAUGGUCUGCCUAUCUCGGUCAAAGAUACGUACAGUGUCGAGGGUUAUGCUUCGACAAAUGGCAUUGUAUCCUGGCUGCCGAACGUUGCGACGGAAAACUGCCUAGCUGUGGAUGGUAUCCUGGAGAAUGGCGGUAUCAUCAUUGCGAAGACGAGCACCUCCCAGGCUUGUCUGCUGGUGGAGAGCAUCAACAACAUCUACGGGACAGUAGGCAACCCGAACAAUCCCAAGCUCUCAGCAGGCGGGUCAUCGGGGGGUGAAGCUGCACUCGUCCGGGCUGGUGGCAGCAUUCUCGGCUCCGGUGCAGAUGGUGGAGGAAGCAUCCGCUUCCCUGCCGCAUUCUGCGGUGUUUGGGGACUCAAGGGGUCGAAAGGCCGCUUUCCGGGCAAGGGCAUGGCAUCGGCCUACAAUGGCAAUGAGUCUGUGAAUGCUGGUUUUGGCCCUUUUGCGCGUUCCGUCGCCGGUCUAGAAAUGUGGGUGAAGGCGCAGUUGCUAUCAAAGCCAUGGGAGAGGGACCAUACGUGUACUCCCCUACCGUGGCGUGAAGAGCUCGCGAAGAGGUCAACGGACAGGCUCAACAUCGCAGUCGUCAGGGAUGACGGAGUGAUUUAUCCCUCCCGGCCCGUGUUUGUAUGCUCUACAUCUUCUCCCCCGUUGUCCAAGUUCCAUUGCUCAUUGACAUGUAAUAGCGCGCUCUGA
Molecule: messenger RNA, 1104 nt
Organism: Monascus purpureus
Lineage: Eukaryota; Fungi; Ascomycota; Eurotiomycetes; Eurotiales; Aspergillaceae
Source: the annotation of a GenBank genome assembly